Molecule: messenger RNA, 2061 nt
Organism: Pyricularia grisea
Lineage: Eukaryota; Fungi; Ascomycota; Sordariomycetes; Magnaporthales; Pyriculariaceae
Exons: 4
Coding region: 137-1729 (530 amino acids)
Biological process (GO): protein folding
Cellular component (GO): chaperonin-containing T-complex; cytosol
Molecular function (GO): ATP hydrolysis activity; ATP-dependent protein folding chaperone; ATP binding
Source: RefSeq, a predicted model, not a curated record
GACAGUAUCAAGCUCUGGACGUGGAAAAAAAGGCAUCGGCGCAAAACGUCCCCGGCCUUCAGCAAGUCUACGCUUUGUAGAAACACAUUAGCCUUCGUCUCAGUUCUGCGCACAUAUUUUGCAUCUGGUCAACAUAAUGUCUUCCUUUAGCCCAACCCAGAUUUUCGAGGAGGGCACGACAGAGGAGAAGGGCGAGAAUGCCCGUCUCUCAGCCUUUGUCGGCGCCAUCGCUGUUGGCGACCUUGUCAAGAGCACAUUAGGACCCAAGGGCAUGGACAAGAUCCUGCAGUCAGCUUCCACCGGAGAGAUAAUGGUGACCAACGACGGUGCAACCAUUUUGAAGUCCAUCGCUCUCGACAACGCCGCUGCAAAGGUUCUGGUCAACAUCUCAAAAGUCCAGGAUGACGAGGUCGGAGAUGGCACUACAUCAGUUUCCGUUCUCGCGGCCGAAUUGCUGCGCGAAGCAGAAAUCCUUGUCGGCAAAAAGAUCCACCCUCAAACCAUCAUUGAGGGAUACCGGAUAGCAAGCAGAGCGGCUCUUGAAGCCCUUGAGCAAUCCGCAGUCGACCACAGCAAGAACCCCGAGGCUUUUAAAAAGGACCUGCUUGCCAUUGCAAGGACGACACUCAGUUCCAAGGUGCUUGCCCAAGACCGUGAUCACUUCUCCCGACUGGCAUGCGAAGCCGUUCUGCGCUUAAAGGACUCUUCCGACCUUAGUCACAUUCAGAUUAUCAAGAAGGCAGGCGGCAAACUCAGCGAUUCGUUCCUUGAUGAGGGCUUCAUUUUGGACAAGAAGAUCGGCGUGAACCAGCCCAAGAGGUUAGAGAACGCCAAAAUUCUGGUCGCCAACACAUCUAUGGACACGGACAAGGUCAAGAUUUUCGGUGCACGCAUGAAGGUCGGCUCGACAAGCAAGCUUGCAGAGCUUGAGAAGGCGGAGAAGGACAAGAUGAAGGCCAAGGUCGACAAGAUCAAGGCGCACGGGAUCAACUGCUUCAUCAACAGGCAGCUCAUCUACAACUGGCCGGAGCAGCUGUUUACUGAUGCGGGCAUCAUGUCGAUAGAGCAUGCCGACUUUGACGGUAUCGAGCGCCUGGCGCUGGUCACUGGUGGUGAGAUCACUUCAACGUUCGACCAUCCGGAUCAGGUCAAGCUGGGUCAUUGUGAUUUGAUUGAGGAGAUCAUCAUCGGCGAAGACACUUUGAUCAAAUUUUCGGGCGUUGCCGCUGGCGAGGCUUGCACAAUUGUGCUGCGUGGUGCUACGGAGCAGCUGUUGGAUGAAGCCGAGCGCAGCUUGCACGAUGCCUUGGCCGUCUUGUCACAAACAGUGAAGGAGCCUCGUACUACUCUUGGCGGCGGUUGCGCCGAGAUGGUAAUGGCUAAAGCGGUGGAAGGUGCGGCAACGCGUGUUGAGGGCAAGAGACAGAUGGCGGUCGCAUCUUUUGCCACGGCACUGCGUCAGCUUCCCACUAUCCUGGCUGACAACGCUGGUCUUGACUCAGGCGAGCUCGUUGCUCGGUUGCGCAAGGCUAUCUACGACGGCAUGACAACAUACGGACUGGAUUUGAUGACACCCGGUGGUGGCAUCGCAGACAUGCGAGACAUCGGCGUCAUCGAGAGCUACAAGUUGAAGAAAGCUGUGGUGUCAUCUGCCAGUGAGGCAGCUGAGCUUCUGUUGAGAGUGGACGACAUCAUCAGGGCAGCUCCGAGGAGGCGAGAGAGGCAGUAGAUACCAUGAUGCCAAAAAGACAUAGAAAAUAGGCGGCCAGGACAAUUGACCUAGAAAUCUGUACUAUAUCAUAGACGGGACAGAUUGUACUCAGCCGCUUAAUGAAAAAUGAGAUGGACGGAUACCCAUUUGAGCCAUUUUACCCUUAUGAUGCUUUUGUGGAGCCAAAUCCGCUGAUACCUGAAAGUUUGUAUGUACUUGACGGUGUGUUAAGGGCGAUACCUCGAUAAUCAUAACCAAUGUCCCUGAGCAUCAGAGGCCGGUUCUAUAUCUUGUCGUACAGCCUACAUCCAGGCCGAGGUAUGGCUGUGUCUUGAAUAUGGCAAAAAGAG